AUGCCCACCCUCUCAGUGUUCGUGGACGUGCCCCUAGCCCGCAAGCUAGAAGGCAGCUUGUUAAAGACCUACAAAAGAGACAACUUCCCUAACAAGGCGUUCCUGGCCUAUAGAGUCUGCAUGACCAACGAAGGCCAGCCCUGGGUGUCGCUCGUGGUGUGCAAGACCCGACUGCAUGUUGCACAGGACCCCUCCCUGAACUACGAGUACCUGCCCACGAUGGGCAUGAGAUCAUUUAUCCAGGCCUCCUUGGAACUCCUCUUCGGAAAGCACAGCCAAGCCAUUGUGGAGAACAGGGUGGGAGGCGUGCACACUGUUGGUGACAGUGGUGCCGUCCAGAUUGGGGUCCAGUUCCUCAAAGCUUGGCAUAAGGAUGCUCAAGUAGUUUACAUCAUCUCCUCUCAAAAAGAAAUGCAUGGACUCAUCUUCCAGGACAUGGGCUUUACAGUUUAUGAAUACUGCAUCUGGGACCCCAAGCGUCUGUGCACGGAUUCCAAGAUGUUCCUCGAUGUGGUGCAGCAGAUCCCACAUGGCUGUAUCCUUGUGAUUGGGAACAUUGUCGACUGCAAGUUGACACAAAGUCAGUGGGCAAAGUUGAUGUUCACCAUGAAGAGCAAGCAGAUAUUCCUAUUUUUUGACAUUCCCUGUCAAGGUUUAUCCACCGGUGACCUGGAAGAAGACACAAGAAUCUUACAAUACUUUGUGUCUCAAGGCUUUGAGUUCUUCUGCAGCCAGUCUCUGUCCAGGAGUUUUGGUAUCUAUGAUGAAGGGGUGGGACUCCUAGUCGUGGUGGCUCUCAGCAGCCAGCACCUGCUGUGCGUCCUCUCCCAGCUGAUGAACCUCGCCCAGGCCCUGUGGCUAAACCCUCCGACCACUGGAGCUCGCAUCGUCACCUCCAUCCUCUGCAACCCUGCUCUGCAGGCAGAAUGGAAGCAGAAUCUGCAAGAGGUUGUCGAAAACAUUAUGCUGAUCAAGGAAAAGGUGAAGGAAAAGCUCCGACUCCUGGGAACCCCUGGUUCCUGGGAUCACAUCACUGAACAGAGCGGGACCCAUGGCUAUCUUGGACUCAACUUCCAACAGGUGGAAUACCUGGUUAAGAAGAAGCAUAUCUACAUCCCCCAAAAUGGUCGGGUUAACUUCUCCUGCAUCAAUGCCAACAACAUAGAUUACAUCACCCAGAGCAUCAACGAGGCUGUCCUCGUCACAAAGGGCUCAGAGUAA
This is a messenger RNA of Cynocephalus volans (Philippine flying lemur), 1221 nucleotides long. It is a transcript of the gene GOT1L1, whose product is annotated as glutamic-oxaloacetic transaminase 1 like 1. Gene Ontology annotation, molecular function: L-aspartate:2-oxoglutarate transaminase activity; pyridoxal phosphate binding. Gene Ontology annotation, biological process: L-aspartate biosynthetic process. The coding region runs from base 1 to 1221 and encodes 406 amino acids. Gene Ontology annotation, cellular component: cytosol. The record is from RefSeq and is a predicted model, not a curated record. NCBI's taxonomy places the organism in Eukaryota, Metazoa, Chordata, Mammalia, Dermoptera, Cynocephalidae. The transcript has 9 exons.